AUGGUUGAGAUUAUGCAGAUUCAACUUCAUCAUUCAAGAUUUAUCAGACAUAAUUUCAUUAAUGCCAUCAAAGAAUUCGACGAAGACGACGACCAAGGACUUCAAAUGAUGCCAAUAUUAUCUAAAAUUGUUGUCUCGCCUUCGCCACAUCCCUCGAUGGUUUCUGUUGUAAAAAUUGAUGAAACUGUUGAAGCAUAA
Molecule: messenger RNA, 198 nt
Organism: Clunio marinus
Lineage: Eukaryota; Metazoa; Arthropoda; Insecta; Diptera; Chironomidae
Source: the annotation of a GenBank genome assembly